Messenger RNA from Hemibagrus wyckioides, 2347 nucleotides. It is a transcript of the gene arfgap1, whose product is annotated as ADP-ribosylation factor GTPase activating protein 1. Gene Ontology annotation, cellular component: Golgi membrane. Gene Ontology annotation, biological process: regulation of endocytosis; regulation of ARF protein signal transduction. The record is from RefSeq and is a predicted model, not a curated record. Bases 203 to 1492 code for a protein of 429 amino acids. Gene Ontology annotation, molecular function: GTPase activator activity. Lineage: Eukaryota; Metazoa; Chordata; Actinopteri; Siluriformes; Bagridae. The transcript has 14 exons.
AAUUUAAACACUCCGGAUCUGUGUGUGUGUGUGUGUGUGUGUGUGUGUGUGUGUGUGUGUGUGUGUGUGUGGACACUGGGAGAUAAUGCCGUGUUAUUUUACAGAUUAGUCUUCCGGUUUAUUUCAGAACCAGCUCCCUCCUCCUCCUCCUCCUCCUCCUCCUCCUCCAUCAUCAUCAUCUGCCCGGGUCUUCAUCACUGAGAUGGCGAGUCCUCGAACCCGACGUGUUCUGAAGGAAGUCAGGACCAAUGACGGAAAUAAUGUGUGUUUUGAGUGUGGGGCGUUUAACCCUCAGUGGGUGAGUGUGACGUAUGGAAUAUGGAUCUGCCUGGAAUGUUCUGGAAAACACAGAGGACUCGGAGUUCACCUCAGCUUUGUGCGCUCGGUGUCGAUGGAUAAGUGGAAGGAUGUGGAGCUGGAGAAGAUGAAGGCCGGAGGAAACGAGAGGUUCCGUCUGUUUCUGGAACUGCAGGACGAUUACAACCCCAACUGGACCUUACAGGACAAAUACAACAGCCGAGCUGCAGCACUGUUCAGAGACAAGGUGGCGACUGAGGCAGAAGGUAAAGAGUGGUCAAUUGAAAGCUCCAUUGCUAAAAACUGGACUCCUCCUCAGCCGAAGACUGCACUCUCAUCAUCACACCGUGCAGCAGGUUCCACUCAGAUGUCCUCACACUCUGACAAGGCGUUUGAGGACUGGCUCAGUGACGAUGUGAACUCUUACCAAGGUGGAGGAGGCGGAGCUCAGGAGAAUCGCUACGUGGGAUUUGGAAACACACCGAAUCCUCCGAAAAAGGACGAUGACUUCAUCAAUAACGCCAUGACGUCCAUUUACUCAGGCUGGAGCAGUUUCACAGUUGGAGCCAGUAAAUUCGCAGCAGCUGCAAAAGAUAAUACAGCAAAACUGGCCAGUCAGGCGUCUCUGAAGGAGGCGGAAUCUUCAGCGGUCAGGGAGGACAAAUCAGGGGAAGCCUGGGGGGUGACUGAAUUAGGCCAAACUUUAAAUGACAGUGUUAUCAAACCCACUCAGGAGAAGGUUAAAGAUGGAAAGUUGUUUGAUGACGUCUCCGGCAGCUUCAAUGACUUUGCCUCCAAGGUUCAGGGUGCUGGAGCUAAAGGUUGGAAGGACAUGAGCUCAUUCUUCAGCGGAAAACCGGCCGAAGCUUCUGACGGUCCUGCAGGGGGCGAUGUGUAUCACGGUGAAUCUGCAGGAUAUCAGAACAGCGACGGAAUCGAUCAGAGUUUCUGGGAUUCGUUCGGCGGUAACGAGAACAAGACGAAGAAGUCCCAGAGCAGCGAGAGCUGGACCCAGGUGGAGAACUCGGGCGGGAAGAAGAGCUCGGACAGCUGGGAGAACUGGGGCUCCGACAACAAGCACAGCACCGGGGACAGCUGGGAGAACUGGGAGAACCACUGGGAGAACGGCGGAGACAACAAGAGCAAGAAGAGCCCGAAAGCCGAAGAGGAGGCAUGGGAUAACGCUAACUGGUAGAACAGCUGUUUUAUCCCGCGUGUAAAUGGUGAACUGGAGAAAAUGUAAUGAUGAAACCAUCUCAUUCUUCCUGUUCUGAUCUCAUGCCUUUCAUCAUCAUCAUCAUCAUCAUCAUCACACACUUCUCCACAAUCUCUACACUUCUCCUUCCUGUCCAUCAUGACCCAGCACUUUACCCCAUCACACACACACACACCAUUCCUCCUCUGACCCAAACUGAGAAAUUCACCAGGACUGGUUUUACUGGAAUGUCGGGGAUUUGGGCUCCAACGGUAGAAUUCGUGAGUUUUAUUUAACUCUGUGUGACGAAUUAAUCGUUAGCUCUUAUAGCAAAGAAAAAAAGGUGAGCUGAUGUUGAGCUAAUGCUAGUUAGCGUGUAAUGCAUGGCACAUGUCAGGUUGUGCUAGUGUUACCAUAGCAAUGAGACAACCGUGGCAUAUAUUCCGAAUAUUGAAGAAGACAGACAGCUGUCUGUCUAUCUCUCUCAAACACACACACACACACACACACACACACACACACAGCCAGGUGUUUGAAUGCUCCUAUUUAAGUCAUGUUGUAUAAAUAUAGUUGUUGUUGAUGUGUUUGUGUGUGUGAUGAUUAAUUCCAAUUUAAAGUGUAAUGUUGAUGAUGUCACUUCCUGCAUGUAUAGAAACAGGAAGUGUGUGUGCUGUAAAAUAUGGAGCCUUUCCUCUUCCUCUCAUGUUUUCCACCUGUAUAUCCUGAAUAUCAGAAUAUUUUUGUUCAGCUGAUCUUCACUAGCGUUAAUGUGCUGUUUAUUCCUGAUGAUGAUUUUAUUUCUGUCUGAAAAAAUCCUGAUCUUUAUAAAAGUAUUCAAUCUGAUUAAAGAAUAAA